Daphnia magna is the source of this 624-nucleotide messenger RNA. It is a transcript of the gene Grx5, whose product is annotated as glutaredoxin-related protein 5, mitochondrial. The record is from RefSeq and is a predicted model, not a curated record. The transcript has 2 exons. NCBI's taxonomy places the organism in Eukaryota, Metazoa, Arthropoda, Branchiopoda, Diplostraca, Daphniidae. Bases 117 to 557 code for a protein of 146 amino acids.
CCGUGGUACACAUUCGCGUUCGGUUAAUGUUGUUAAUAUUUUCGUCUGGUUGAGUUAAACACUUCUACGUGAACGUCUAUUUUAAACUCAAUUCAGCAUAGUCUCCUUUGAAUAAGAUGACGACUGCAAUUCAGAGGUGUUCCAAGGCUUUUUUUCAAUCAGCAGUUCUGAAAAAACAUUUUUCAGUUUCUCGUUAUUCUACUGUAAUACCCAAAGAACAGUUUGAACAGAUGGUAAAGAAAAAUAAAGUAGUUGUCUUCAUGAAAGGAGUACCUGAACAACCAAUGUGUGGCUUCAGCAAUGCAGUUGUUCAAAUUUUUAGAAUGCAUGGAGUUACAAAUUAUGAUGCUCACAAUGUGCUGGCAGAUGAGAACAUGCGACAAGGUAUCAAGGAAUUUUCAAACUGGCCCACAAUUCCUCAGAUUUUUAUUGGUGGAGAAUUUGUUGGUGGUUGUGAUAUUUUGUUACAGAUGCACAAGAACGGUGAACUGAUAGAAGAAUUACAGAAAGUAGGAAUCCAAUCGGCCCUAAUUGAACAAGAAGAUAAGAAAGAAUAAAAUUUUUAUUUAAAUUUCUCUUCUGUAUGUGUCAGUCAAUUGAAAUACUAGUUUGUUAUUCCCAGUC